AUGAGCAAUGCAGACUGUCUAAUAAUAUACCCAAGCUCUGGCUCCAUCGGUGUAUCUCGUCGCUAUAGCUCUGGCCAAAACAGUCCAAAUCCAUACGUUACUCAAAAUGUAGCUCUCUUGAGCAACAUGUCGUCCAUUUCUGGAUCAACCGUGACGGCCGUGUUUUAUCGGCCGAAAGCAGCGGCGUUGACAAACGAGCAGUCUAUUACGGGGUCUCAGACAUGGAUUUGGGCGUAUUCGGCUUCGGCUGUUGGAAGUACCAGCAAUACUGCAAGUAUCUCGCAGCACGGUCGUUCAGACUGCGGGACCUUUACCACCAAUUUCUUGUUGGCGAGUGCGAAUCCACCGGUCACGAGUACAACGACUAGCAGCAAUGGCACCACGACUGCCACAAACAGCACGUCAUCAAGCACUGGAUCUACAACCUCCUCAGGAUCUGGUUCGUCAGGCACUACAGUCAGCGUAGGAGGAAGCAGCUCGUCGUCCGACGAUAUGUACCAGCAGUUAAUUGUGUUCCAUGGUAUCCUGAUGUUUUUGGCAUGGGCUGUGCUGUCUCCGUUUGCGAUUAUUGUGUCGAGAUACUUUAAGGCUGUUUUGGGUGUCUGGUGGUUUAGGAUACAUUAUAUCACUCUGUCCGUUGUCAUCAUCUUCACAUUCUUUUCCUUUGCACUGGCGUAUAUUGGAAUUGGUAGCACUACAUCACAUUUCAACUAUGCCUCACAAGGAAUCCACACAGUACUUGGACUGGCUCUUGUAAUCGCUGCCCCUCUACAAGGAAUAUUAGGAAUGGUCAUCAAUGCGUUAUUCAACCCAGAGCGAAAAGGAAUCCCAAAACAUGACAUGGCACAUUGGUGGAUUGGUCGUGCUAUCAUCAUUGCUGCAAUGAUCGAUAUCAUCUUUGGGUUGCGCUUGUAUCAAAACAGAGGAUAUGACGUGCCGUUGUGGAUGUGGGUGAUCGUCGGCCUAGUCUUGAUUGGCGCUUUUGGAACAUACCUUAUCUUACAACUCACAAUCGGUGUGGAGCAUCACGUUGGCGGUGAAAUUGGACAUGAAGCAGUACGACCUGAGUCCCCCAAAGACGACACAGUGCGAAGGCCACGACUGGCUGAUGCGGAACAACCAGGAUAUACCAGACAACAAAUCCACGUACAGCAUAGUCAAGGGCUCUAUGGCCAGCAGGAGCCACAAGGAUAUAAAUCGUAUUCUGGUCAGCCGGGGACAUUGAGUUCACCACAAAAGUCGAUACCAAGACCUCAACAGCAACAGCAAUCAAUAUCUAGGUCUCAAGGACAAUCAUUGUCGAGAUAUGAUGCUCGGUAUUAUGCACAGGACUAG
Molecule: messenger RNA, 1335 nt
Organism: Synchytrium microbalum
Lineage: Eukaryota; Fungi; Chytridiomycota; Chytridiomycetes; Synchytriales; Synchytriaceae
Exons: 5
Coding region: 1-1335 (444 amino acids)
Source: RefSeq, a predicted model, not a curated record